UCACCACAGACUCACACAGCACCUCUGAACCUUCUGAUUCUGAGCAGCAAAUAAAAUGGCGUCUGUGGUACCACUGCGGGGUCUCGUCAUCUUCCUCUGCCUCCUUCAUCUGUGUGUUCAAGGCAUUCAGGAUGUGAACACUGUGUGUCUUGCUAAAAUGACCCAGUAUUUUUAUGACAAAGUUCAGCCAAAGACCAAAGAAGGAGCUGAUGCUCAGUAUGCAUUAUCGAUCUAUCUCCCACCGGCUUAUUGUGUAGAUAGUAAGACUGAAAUCAAAAAUAAGUUCGACAAUGAUGAUGCAGCACAAGUAAAAGCGCUUCUCAAUAAAGGUGCCAAAUGUGUACUUUGCACAGAGCCAAAAAAUGUCAUUGCUUCACGGCCAGUUCUAAUAGAUAAGAAAAACACAGAACAUUCUGAGCAUGUUCUGCUCUAUCCUGUAGGAAAGUCUCCCAUGGACAAACUUCUAGCAAAGACAAGAGAAAAAGACAGCUGUGUAGUGUUCUAUUCAUACAACUCACCUUGUGUGAAAACAUGCCUUCAGAGUGCAGACAAUAUUCUGGAAGGCCUUAGAAACUGGAUAAAUAAAAGAAAAGGCAAAAUGAAUGCCUUUGUUUUUCAAGAGAUCUGGCAGAAGGACAUAGACGAGGAUCUCGAAACAGAAUUUAAAAAAAUUGAUGCGAUAGUGCCUCUUUAUCGGUGUAUGAGAAACAGUCAACAAGAGAUGAAAUGCCGGAAAUGUGUGGACAAUAAUGUUGUGGUUUCCUUCUGUCUGCCUAAUAGGAAAUAAGUACUUUUGCUUUUCCUGCUUACAUCAGUAAUCAAACCGUGAUGUGUUAUUAGUGAAUGAUUUUCCUUUCAUAAAUUUCAUUGAGCAUUUAUUCUGCUGGCCCGGCAAACACAUUAGGAUAUCUAUGCAAUCUGUGCCUGAUAAAUGUAUGUUAUCACGAACUUAUGCUUGUUUUUGCAAACAAUAAAUUCUGCUCAUGCAUA
Messenger RNA from Labeo rohita (rohu), 990 nucleotides. RefSeq lists its product as uncharacterized. NCBI's taxonomy places the organism in Eukaryota, Metazoa, Chordata, Actinopteri, Cypriniformes, Cyprinidae. The record is from RefSeq and is a predicted model, not a curated record. Bases 56 to 787 code for a protein of 243 amino acids. The transcript is spliced from 3 exons.